Closterium sp. NIES-65 is the source of this 936-nucleotide messenger RNA. The record is from the annotation of a GenBank genome assembly. Lineage: Eukaryota; Viridiplantae; Streptophyta; Zygnematophyceae; Desmidiales; Closteriaceae.
AUGUACCUGGCCCGGACUAUGCCGCCGCGUCCGGAGGUGGUGGAGGCCUUCAGGGAUUGGGAUAGCUGUCUGGAGGAUUGCUUUGAGCAGCUUUUCCCACCUGGCACUUGGGAGCAUGACCCGACCGGUCUAGGCGCGCGCGCAUGCAGCUGCAUCUCCCUGCCGCGCGUGAUAUUGCACAGUUGGGGGGUGGCGGGCGAGGAGGCGAUGUUUGCAGAGUACCUCACCACUUCGGCAGGGGCGGAGUUUCUUGACCCGUGGCGCGGGCAGCGGUUGUUGGCGGUAGAGGAGCUCCAGACACUGCGUCGCUCGGCUCGUGACGAUGCCACCCUGGCCCGUUUCACAUCCCUUCAGGGCCCGGGGGCUGGUGCAUGGGUUUCGGCGGUUCCGGCUCACUCAGAUCUCACAUUCACUGCGGCGGAGUGGGGCAUUGCUGCUGCUAUACGGCUCGGGCUCCCAAUUCAGCAGCUGCAGGUGGCGGGGAGGUGUGUUUGUGGCACAACAUAUGUUGACUCAGCAGACCCGCAUCAUGCCCUGAGAUGCAAGCACCAGCAUGGUCCAUCUCGGGUAUAUGAUGAGGUGAAGUUUGCGGUGGCGAAGAUCUCUAAGGCGUCUGGGGGGGUGGUGACAAUGGAGGAUAGUGUGGUGCUGCAGGGGAAGCGGGUUGAUGUGGCGGUGCGACGACCAAUGGCUGGAGAGGCUCACGCCCUGGAGAUCAGCGUCGCGGACCCGCUAUCGCUGUCUCCAUCUUUGCUAGGACAGCGCUCAUCGGGGGUGGCGUUGCAACGUGCGCAAGCCCGUGUCAUCCUGCUUCGAGCGGCGUCUUCUAUGGGGGGGAUUAACGUUGACUUGGUGGACCGGGAGUGGGACGAUGGCGAUGCGGAAGGCGGGGCUCUCUGGGUGGAGGCCCCGUACAUGGUGGAUUCGCUGUUGUGA